Molecule: messenger RNA, 1032 nt
Organism: Venustampulla echinocandica
Lineage: Eukaryota; Fungi; Ascomycota; Leotiomycetes; Helotiales; Pleuroascaceae
Exons: 2
Coding region: 1-1032 (343 amino acids)
Cellular component (GO): cytoplasm
Source: RefSeq, a predicted model, not a curated record
AUGGCCGACUCUGCACCCAAAUCGUACUCUACGGACCCUGCGCUUUACCUAUACACUUCCUUGACGGCUGGAUCGUCGCACAUAGUUACUGCUACUUCCCGGCUCGAAACGAUACUGAGAGCAAACAGGAUCCCCUUCAAGGCUAUCGACCUUGCGACGGACGAGAAAGCCCGCAUGCUAUGGGGUCGAAGAGCAGGAAAGGAUGAAUCGGGUCGUGCUAGGAAGAUUCCAGGGCUGGUGCAGGAGGGGAUGGUAGUUGGGGAUCUUGUAGAAAUCGAAGAUUGGAAUGAGUAUGGCGAGUUGAAGCAGCAUGUCAAGAUUGUCGGCGUGUCGUCGACACCAGCACGGCCAAUAACGACGACUUCCAGCGCACCCUCCAAACCUCCUGUCCCACAAGAGGAUAAAAAGUCCGAGCCAGCUCCGGCAGCAGAAGCUCCAAAGGCUCCCGAACCUUCGAAAGCUUCCGAGUCCUCAGAUUCCCCUCCAAGCAGCUCAGCGGCACCAAUAUCUUUAGCGUUGCGACAACUGGGUCAAGAAGCAGCAGAGAAAGCUAAGGAUAUCAAGAAGAAAGCCGCAGAGACACGAAGUGGAGUUGGCAAGGCAGAGCCGGCGAAGGAGGCAGAGAAAUCUGCCACCCCAGCUCCAGUUACCGCUGCUGUCUCUGAUCCCUCAACGGAGAAAGGUCCCGUCAAUGCAGAUACCAUCCUACAAUCUCCAACUUCGAGUGCUUGGCGGCGAGCACCAGAGUCGCUUUCAAGGCCUACCACACCCCGAUAUUUGAGCGAUAAAUUGGAGUCACUACAAUCACCAACCUCUACUGCAUGGAAGCCUACUGAUAUCGACCGGCCGAUUUUGUCCCAUAGAGGAUCUUCGAUUUCUCUAGCUUCCGCUGAGGAGAUUAAACAAGUCGAGCAGGAUCAGGCUAUCCCCGAAGAAGACGAGGAGGAGGAUGAGGAGGAUGAGGAGGAGGAUGAGGAGGACAGCGACGAGGAGGAAGAUAGCGAAGAAGACGCUAAGGAUAAAAAGAACUGA